AUGCCCAGCAACGAAGAGUCAUUUAACAAGGUCCGGAGCCCUUCAGCGGGCAAUGGAAAGAAGACUCCACGUUUGCCUAAGUGUGCCCGCUGCAGGAACCAUGGCUAUUCUUCUCCUCUGAAGGGUCACAAGCGUUUCUGUAUGUGGAGAGAUUGCCAGUGCAAGAAAUGCAGUCUGAUUGCAGAGAGACAACGUGUCAUGGCUGCCCAGGUAGCUUUGAGAAGGCAGCAGGCUCAAGAAGAGGAACUGGGAAUAAGCCAUCCAAUCCCUCUACCGAGCGCAGCAGAAUUGCUUGUGAAGCGGGAACAUGUCAGCAACAAUUCCUGCCCACUGCUGGAAAAUAAUUGUGCUCAGGCAACAAGUGUGACUAUUGCACUAGCAUCGACCAGCUCUACAGAGAACAGGAUGCUUGUUCAGGAUAUACCUGCUGUUACCAGCAGAGGGCAUGUGGACAGCACAUCUGACUUUGUCAUGGACUCUGCUUACUACAGUAACUUCUAUCAACCACCACUCUAUCCCUAUUACAACAAUCUGUAUAAUUACUCACCCUACCAAAUGGCUGUGGCUGCCGAUCCUACAAAUGCUGGUGAUUUGGGGGCCGUAGGUGGAGCACCAACAAAGAACAGUUUUAGGAGUAUCCCAGCUGCUUAUGUGCAAGCCCAGUCAGGAACUCAAUGGCAGAUGAAAAGCAAUGAUACCCGUCUUUCAGGACACAACACCGGCUCCCAGUACAGAAUGCAUUCUUACUACCCAUCAUACAUAGGGCAAAGCAUGGCCACACCUGCUUGUGUCCAACCCAUCUUCACCUUGGAGGAAAACCUAUCUUACGCUGAGGUCAAAGCAAGUGGAAAUGUUCAAGGACCAAGGAACCAGGUUAUUCAAGAAACAGUGUUUUCUCCACCGAGCAGCCAGGACUCUGGACUGGUUUCCUUGUCCAGCAACUCUUCAAUCAGCAGUGAGAACACCAAAGCUGUAGCCGAGUGUGAAGCCCCCCCUGGAGCCUCUCCUUAUAAAGUUACUACUAUUGCUGAUGAUGGGGAGUGA
Molecule: messenger RNA, 1044 nt
Organism: Bufo bufo (common toad)
Lineage: Eukaryota; Metazoa; Chordata; Amphibia; Anura; Bufonidae
Gene: DMRT1
Product: doublesex and mab-3 related transcription factor 1
Exons: 6
Coding region: 1-1044 (347 amino acids)
Biological process (GO): sex differentiation; regulation of transcription by RNA polymerase II
Cellular component (GO): nucleus
Molecular function (GO): DNA-binding transcription factor activity, RNA polymerase II-specific; RNA polymerase II cis-regulatory region sequence-specific DNA binding
Source: RefSeq, a predicted model, not a curated record